Cryptomeria japonica (Japanese cedar) is the source of this 2422-nucleotide messenger RNA. RefSeq names its product pentatricopeptide repeat-containing protein At5g14080. The record is from RefSeq and is a predicted model, not a curated record. The transcript has a single exon. Gene Ontology annotation, molecular function: protein binding. NCBI's taxonomy places the organism in Eukaryota, Viridiplantae, Streptophyta, Pinopsida, Cupressales, Cupressaceae. Bases 160 to 1803 code for a protein of 547 amino acids.
ACAACUAUAGUUUUUUUUUCAUUUUCCUCCACAGGAGAAAUUAAAUAGCAUAUUACAUUAGUUUUGUAGGCGUCGAAAGCCUUAAGGGUUCGUUUCUACCCAGGUUUGAACUUUUAAGAUUCAGUCACUUAAAAGCCGAGUAGAUUUAGACGCUAAGCAAUGAAACCCAACAUAAGUGCGGACACAGUAUGCAAAGCCCUGAUCAAAUCCAGCAAUGGCAGCUGGGACUCCUUGGUAGAACAGACCCUCCACAGACUGGGCUGCAGGAGUCUUCUUCACCCGUCUCUGGUAGCCCAAGUCAUCAAUCCAGGCCUCCAAAACCACCAUGAACUGGCCCUUGGCUUCUUCAACUGGGCUGCUCAACAAUCAGGUUAUUCUCACAACUCUGCUUCUUAUGAAGCUUUAAUUCAAUCCCUUAGAAAUGCAAAGCAAUUCAGAACAAUAGAAAAAGUUGUAAAACAAAUGAAACUACAAAAGCUGGAGUUGACAACAUCCAUUUAUACUUCAAUUGUCAAGGCCCAGAUACAACAGGCCAAAAAGAGUUUAGAUGCAUAUAGAGCUUACAGAGAAAUGAAGAGUUUGGGGCAUAGAUUGGACGCGGGUCUUUAUAAUUCUUUGUUGAGCAGCAUUGCUUCAGAUGGGCAUAUUGAUUUGGCUCAGGAGUUGUAUUUUGAAAUGAGGUCCGAGGGUGUAAUGGUCAGUGCAGUUGGGUUUGGGAUCUUCAUUGGGGGAUUCUGUAGGUCAGGAGACAUUAAAAGGACUCUGGAAAUCAUAGAUAGUGCCAAAGGAAUCCAUGUUCCAUGUUUUAGGGGCUCAAUUGUUGCUACAUUGGUGAUUCAUGGACUCUGCCAGGGGUCUAGGAUUGAUGAAGCUUGGUGGGUGUUGGAGGAAUUGAGGGCUAGAAACUGUAAGCCUGAUUUUGUUGCGUAUCAAAUUGUAGUUGAAGCUCUCAGGGAUUUACAUAGAUUUGAUGAGGCUCAGAGGGUGUUGAAGCAGAAGAGGAAGCUGAGCGUAGCUCCUCAUGCGCAUGAGUAUAAGGAGUUUAUAUUUGAACUUGUUGCCGAGAAAAGAAUUAAGGAGGCCCAUGAUAUAGCACGGUUGAUUAGAAGAGCAAACUUUCCUUUGGAGGAAGAUGUUUUUAAUGUCCUUAUUGGGUCACUUUCCAGCAUUGAUGCAGAUACCGCAUUGGAACUUCUUCAGGCAAUGGUAGCUACUGGCCAUAUUCCUAACAGCCUUACUCUUUGCAAUUUAGUUCAGGGUCUUUGCAAUAGUAGGAAAGUGGAUAAGAUUUGGGAGUUGUUUCAAGAAUUUGCUGGAAAGGGAUUAAUUAAAGACACAGCCACUUACAAUUUCAUGCUUUUUUCACUCUGUAAGAGUGGGAAAGUAAGGGAAGCUUACAAGUUUUUUGAAAUAAUGAGGAAUAAUGAACUCUAUCCUAAUGUUGAAAGCUAUAAUACUUUGAUGGAUGCUUGCUGCAAAGCUGAUCUGUUGCGUCCAGCUAGAAGGCUUUGGGAUGAAAUGUUUAGGGAAGGUUGCCACCCAAAUGCCCAAACUUAUAAUAUUCUCAUCAUGAAGUUUUCAAAGGUGGGGGAGGUUGAGGAGGCUGAGAGGCUUUUUCAACAAAUGUUGCAGGAUGGUGUCGCUCCAGAUGCGCUCACAUAUAGAUAUCUAAUUGAUGGUUUGACGAGGGACAAUAAAGUAGAUGAGGCUCAUCAGAUUUACAAAGAUUACUUGAAGAGUGGAUUGGCUCGAGAUGUGCCUGCCCUUAACAAAAUUUGUCAGUGCUCUUUACAACUGAAGUGAGUUUGACUUAGUCGAUGGUAUUUUAGGGUCAGUGAAUCCAUUAGAGGAGCAAUGAUAUGUCCCUACUUGUGUUAGUGUAAUUGCCAACCUUAGGUAAUUAGACCAAAUGAUAUUAUGUUAAUUCCUUUGCACUCACAAUCUAUCUCUUCAAACCAAAAUUAUCUCUUGUGAGCUUGUGAGUCUAGACUACUGCAAUUCUUGUUUUAGAAGUUGCUAGCAUAGCUACAUAAUUCUCAAAUUUGAAAGCGGUCUAGAAGUUAGUGUUUAACCCUCAUGAUGUGUCCUAAAAUACAGUUUUGGAACAUAAUGGACUAUUUCCAAGCUAUGGGAUACAAAUUUCAUUUAAUACUUGAUGCUGGGUAUAUUUGAAACAUGAUAGGUGAGGUAUUGAAGCAGUUCGGUACUCUGAAAUACAAUGCAUUGGAAAAUUCUGUUGGUACAUGACAGCUUCUACGAAACAUUUCUAGUUGUGGGAGACAUAAUCAUGUUUUUUAUUCACAUGAGAUUUCGUCUCCCAUGUUGAGGAACAUUACUUGAAUAAUUCUUUCUUGACUGUCUCAUUGAUAAGAUAAUCAAGCUCAUUGUAGUCCUUGCAUAAGAGAGUUAUGUAGUUUUGUCA